Girardinichthys multiradiatus is the source of this 1902-nucleotide messenger RNA. RefSeq names its product polycomb group RING finger protein 5-A-like. The coding region runs from base 834 to 1574 and encodes 246 amino acids. Gene Ontology annotation, biological process: regulation of transcription by RNA polymerase II. Gene Ontology annotation, cellular component: PRC1 complex. NCBI's taxonomy places the organism in Eukaryota, Metazoa, Chordata, Actinopteri, Cyprinodontiformes, Goodeidae. The record is from RefSeq and is a predicted model, not a curated record. The transcript is spliced from 9 exons.
CAUCAGAAUGUUGCUUUGAGCAUCACCAACCUGACCCAGAGGAAAAAGAAGCUGUGGUUCAUCUCCUCGCAGCAGAUACAGCUCUGUGUAUGUAUGUGUGUGUGUGUGUAUGUGUGUGUGUGUGUGUGUGUGUUGCGGCCGACAGUCACUCUGUUACACAAUCGCUUUCAGUUUCCUCGCCCUGCCUGCCUGACUGGUGGCUCCCCGCCCACCGCUGCUCUCUGCCUGCCUGCCUGCCUGACUGCUGGGCGGACUGGGGCAGAUCCGAGCCGACCAGUUCCGUGUUCUGUCCCCAGCCAGCGCACACGGGCCGGGUUGAAGUGAGCGGGACGAGCAGGCAGCGUCAAGGUGGACAUUCUUGUGGAGAUAAGAUCAGUGAGAGGUUAAAGGUCACAAGCAGACCUGGAGGACCUUGAGGCUCCCCUUUAAGCCCUCACAGAUUAAAAUGGCUCUUCGGCAGAGAAGUAAAGGAAGCCAAGACGUUAUUGUACCUGCUGAGGAUCUCUGCAACGUGUUUCUGUGAAAAAGUGACUCAAGAACAUUUUUAUCUGUAGUUGGUGAAGAUGGAAUAACAGCUGAGUGGAAUUUUCUCGAGGACUGUUAGCAGAACUUCAAGCCAAUUAUGGAGCAGGACUUCAUACAGUAGGACCUCAGCUCAUUCCUGUUUCCUGUCCUGGACUCUGAAUAUUCUGACCCCUCACAGCCGGUUCUUUGACUCUGUAACUGUAAACUCUGCUGCUGUAAAUGGACCUCCAAGUCCCUUAAAGCUUGCGGGAGACUUGAGCUUCAGCUUCGCUUCCACAUCCUUCCCCCUCCCCAGAAAAACUACAAAUAUGGCCACCACGGGACGGAAGCACCUGGUGAAAGAUUUCAACCAUUUCAUCACCUGCUACCUGUGCCGAGGUUACCUGAUCAAACCGACCACAGUCACCGAGUGCCUGCACACCUUCUGUAAGAGCUGUAUCGUGCAGCACUUUGAGGAGAGUAAUGACUGUCCUAAAUGUGGCAUUCAGGUCCAUGAGACCAACCCGCUGGAGAUGCUCAGGCUGGACAAUACCCUGGAGGAGAUCAUUUUCAAGCUGGUUCCUGGGCUCAGAGAAAAAGAGGAACAGCAGGAACUGGAGUUCUGGAAGAAAAACCAGCCCAAGGAAAAUGGCCAAGAGAACCUGCAUUGUCAGCGGCCCGGGCUUCCUGACUGUGGCGCCGCCGGGGCUGCCGGUGCUGAUGAUGAUGGUGACGGUGGUGAAGAUGGAGACUACCACAGGAGUGACCCUCAGAUAGCCAUCUGUCUGGACUGCCUGCAAAACACAGGGCAGUCAGGGGAGAGCACAGUGACGGAUCUGAUGAAGAGGUUCAUCCGCUGCUCCAGCAGGGUCACAGUGGGAACAAUUAAGAAGUUUCUCAGUCUUAAACUAAAGCUGCCGAGCUCCUAUGAGCUGGAUGUGCUCUGUAACGGAGAAAUCAUGGGCAGAGAUCACACUCUGGAAUUCAUCUACAUGACCCGGUGGAGGCUGCAUGGAGAGAACACGUAUCCCAUGGUUCUCGAGUACCGGCCGCGCAUCGACUUCGGCUGAGCCGCCGCUGCAGGAGGACCACCAACAUGGACCCACACCUAAACACUCCUGCACUCAUACACAGCAGCUCCAUGUGAACACUCACACCGACACAUAAACGCCUAAAAGUGCAGAUAAAGAAAGAUUUAGAUGUAUUUUUGUACAGCCAAUGAUGAAGUGCUUAUGUUGUUGCGUUGAAAAGCCUUCAUGCUACAUAGAAUAAUAUAUGCUAUAAUAUAUGCUAUUUUUAAAUGUAUGUCCCUGUGCCUAAAAACCAGUUUGGAACGAUCAUAUCUCCAGUUUGCCUGUCUAACUAACUGUGGAUUAAAUGUUGAUUUUCUACUGUGGA